This is a messenger RNA of Peronospora belbahrii, 948 nucleotides long. The record is from the annotation of a GenBank genome assembly. NCBI's taxonomy places the organism in Eukaryota, Oomycota, Peronosporomycetes, Peronosporales, Peronosporaceae.
AUGCGAUUUAGUGUGACCACCACGACGGCCAUUGUCGCAUGUUCCUGCAUGGCAGCAGCAUACGUUGGUGUGCUGUAUACACUUCCUACUACAAUUCGUAGACUUCCACGUGAUCAUCCAACACAUAUUCUCGCGCGUUUCCUACUCAUUUGUAUCUUCUGUGCUCUCUGUCCAUUCAUUCUAGCAGUCUUUUAUGAUCAUGAUGAAGCAAGUAUGUCGUUUGCACAGUGGCUCGGUAUUCGCUGGGAAGGAUUAGUACAAGCAACGAUCAUGCCACUUUUUACAACAGCAGUGCUGUUUACAGGAUCAUUAUUGGCCAAUGCACUGCGACUGCUGAACGUAUCAAAGCAGUUCCAUUCGAAUGGCGUGUGGUUUGCGAUUAAAAACUCGGCAUUGUAUUAUUCCAUCACGCACGAUCGACUUCCAUCGUUGCGCACGUAUAUUCUGGGUCCAUUGACAGAAGAGUUUGUAUUCCGAAGCUGCAUGGUCCCACUCCUUGUAUGUGCCAAUUUCACUGUCAAGCAAAUUAUUUUGGGCAGUCCGCUAAUGUUUGGAGCAGCUCACUUGCACCACUUUAUGGAGUAUGUGCGACACGGUCGGUCUCUAAAGGACGCCGCGUUGACUGUUGGCUUCCAGCUUAUUUACACCUCUCUCUUUGGAGCCUAUGCAACUUUUAUUUUCCUGAGAACAGGACAUUUUGCGUCAAUAUUCCUUGUGCACGUGUUUUGCAAUGUGAUGGGGUUUCCUGAUAUUUCCUUUUUCAACCCGGAAAGCUUAUUGCACCCUUAUCGAUUAGUGCUCCUCGGAGCUUAUUUUCUGGGUAUCUAUGGUUUCUCUCUCCUCCUGAUGCCGUUGACCGAACCAGCCAUCUAUUCAUCGGGAAUGUGGAAUGUGACGGCGUCUGCAACAGAACACAAACUUGUGUUUGAGUAUUCGGGAACUCUCUGA